Molecule: messenger RNA, 1505 nt
Organism: Ruditapes philippinarum (Manila clam)
Lineage: Eukaryota; Metazoa; Mollusca; Bivalvia; Venerida; Veneridae
Product: myophilin-like
Exons: 4
Coding region: 114-698 (194 amino acids)
Biological process (GO): actomyosin structure organization
Molecular function (GO): actin binding
Source: RefSeq, a predicted model, not a curated record
CCGUACGAUGUACAGUUAUAUAUAGUCCACCGUAUCGUCUGCUCGCUCAAUAAUUUCAAUAAGUAAAUUUUGUCUUUUCACUUCUUGGUUUAAAUUGGAUAAACUUAUUCAGAAUGGCUGCAAAUAGAGCUCAAAAAUCAGGAUUUGCCGCUGAGGCUCAAGCCAAGAUGAACGCAAAAUAUGACGAUGCCGUUGCACAUGAAGCGAUGGCUUGGAUAAAUGAUAGGAUAUCCGCGAUUGGUGAAGGACCAAUCAACACCAGUGGAUCUGCAGACAAUGUUUAUGAAGUCUUGGAAGACGGUUAUGUUCUUUGUGCCUUAAUGAAAGCCAUCGAACCAUCCAGUAUAAAAACACUUAAAAGGCAGAAAUUGGCUUUUAAAAAGAUGGAGAAUAUUAAUGCAUUCUUAGAGGCAAUAGAAAAAUAUGGCGUUGCUAAACACGAUUCCUUCCAAACAGUUGAUCUUUACGAGAGAACUAAUCUUACCCAAGUUGUUCUAUCCAUUCACGCUCUAGGCCGAAAGGUAAAUUCCAAAGGCGGAAAAGGUAUUGGUCCAAAAGAAUCUGAACGCCAGUCACGCGAGUGGACGGAGGAACAGUUGAAAGCCGGUCAAAAUGUGAUUGGAUUACAAAUGGGAAGCAACAAGGGGGCGUCUCAAGCUGGACAAAAUUUCGGAAAAGCAAGACAUAUUGUUGAUUAGAAUAAUAAAAUCUGGACGGUUGUUUAUUUUAUAAAUAUCUCACGCAUCAUAAUGGCAUAAUAACAUAAUAACAAAGUUUGUUUGUUAAGCUUUUAAUUCAUAAAGUGAUAGUGUUUUAAUGCCUCAUAAAUAAAUUGUGUUCGGCUUUCUAUUGUGCACUGAUAGAAAAGUGUACAAAUGUACAGUACUCAUAUUUGACAAACUCUUUUGUCCAUUGUCAUGGUAGUUUUUUCCCCCAUUUUAUUUCAGAUAUCAAUUUAAGUUAUUUUUUAUACGCAAUUUUAUUUAAAACACUCCACACUAUCGGGUUGAUUAUAAUAAAACAAUUAUUAUGAUAAAUUUACAGUAAAUAUAAGAACUAAUUAUUUUAAUUUAAUAUUUUGGACACAGCAGACCGUGCCUUAUAAUGUUUUCUUAUUUACUUAUGAUACUGCCCCUAACCAUGUCCUAUUUCUAUGCAUUGUUAUCUUUUAUUACUGCUUUCCAUUUCAAUUAUUUGUGUUACAUUUUUCUAUACAUUUUGAAUCUCUGAGCUUGAACAAGUUCAAGCUCGCAACAAGUUCAAAGCCUGAAACAAGUUCAAAGUGUAAACACGGUCAAAGUCGAAGGGGACCAAAAUAAUAGAGGGACCAAUGGAGUCUAUUUUGUUCCAGUUUAUUUGUAUUGAAUUAGAUCUAUUCUAGUGAGAAGAAAUGUUACAUUUUAGUUUUGCAACUUCUUUUUUGUUGAAUGACGUGAGGUCACGAGUAAAAUGUUUACAUGUUAUGCAAUUUAUACGUUAUUGAAAUACAUUAAACUUUAAUUAUA